AUGCUUCGCGGAGGAUGUCAAGCCUUGGAAAGGCGGAGACACUUGAGCGACAGCCUCAGCUGGCAACAAGACCAGGCGCUGAACAGCAGCAUCUACCUCCUCCGGGAGAUGGGCCCCACCGGCUUCCUGCUGAGGGAGGAGGAGCCCGAAUUCGGGGAUUUCAGAGUUUUACUAGGAAAUCCUCAUGUUUGCAACUGUUCCACAUUUCUGAAAGGAAAAGAGCUAUGUAAGCACAUUUGCUGGAUAUUGUUGAAAAAGUUCAAGCUCCCAAGGAAUCAUGAAUCUGCUUUCCAGUUAGGCCUUGCGGAAGGAGAAAUAAAUGACUUGCUGCGGGGGAUCCACCGAGUUCAAACUCCCCAACCAGGACCCAAAGAUCAAAUCUCACAUGUGGAAGAAGAUGGGCACAUAAAGCAGAAGGAAGUUGGCUCUGAUGAUAUCUGCCCUAUUUGUCAAGAGGUGCUAUUAGAGAAGAGGCUCCCUGUGACCUACUGCAGAUUUGGCUGUGGCAAUAAUGUUCAUAUAAAAUGCAUGAAGAUUUUAGCUAAUUAUCCAGAUAUGAUAUCAAGUAUGUCCAUGUUGAAGUGUCCUCUAUGCAGGGAGGAGUUUGCACCAUUAAAGGUUAUUUUAAAGGAAUUCAAAAAUGCUAGCAAACUUGUGACUACAUCUGAGAAAGAACGACUAGACAAACACCUUGGGAUUCCAUGUAAUCACUGUGAACAAUUUCCAAUUGAGGGCAAGUGCUAUAAGUGCACCAGGUGUGUGGAGUAUCACUUAUGCCAGGAUUGCUUUGAGAGCUGCUGCCACCUUUCUCACACGUUCACGUAUCGGGAGAAAAGAAACCAAAGAUGGAAAGCAAUGGGAACGAGAUCAAAUGAAGUAAAAUAUUCAGAUAUUAAAAGAGAAAUAGAAGAUGUGCCAUGUGUUCCAGAAAAGCAAGGUCAGGUUUGCACACCAAAGCAUGUGGUAAAGUCACUGCCACUCCUCCUGGUCACCAAGAAGAGCCGGCUGCUUGCUCCAGGGUACCAGUGCCGGCUUUGUUUGAAGCCAUUUUGUCUUGGUCAAUAUACAAGACUGCUACCAUGUUCUCACAAGUUUCAUAGGAAAUGUAUUGACAGUUGGUUAUUCCACAAGUGCAACUCAUGCCCCAUUGAUGGACAAGCUAUAUACAACCCUUUGCUGUGGAAAGGGCUGACAUCAGAGAGACAUGCUCACCAGUCAGCUUCAGAUAUAAACAAAACAUAUCUGUCAAAGCAGGAAGAACCAAAACUUUUCGUUCCUGGUACUGGCUUAGUCUUGCAACAACACAGACUUGGAAUUUUACCUAGAAGAUCUCAGUGCAAUUCCAAAAUGUCGGCUGCAUUUCAAGAUCCAUCAGAAAGCUAUCAGAAUAUAACAAUAGAUGACCUGUGCUCAGUCAAAUUAGAUGAUUCUGAUUCACGAAAAUUAAUCUAUGAACAUAAAGUUAACCAACAUUUCCCCAGAUAUUUGCAAGAUUUAGCAUGUGGACCACCUGGUAAAAUGCCAUCUCGAACAUUUCUUCCAUCCCUUUUUCAUAAAAGUAGUAUAUGUCCCACUGGAAAGGAAAGUCCAUGGAUGUAUGAAAAGUACCACACAGGUCACAGUCAAAAGAUGGCCAAAGGCUGCAAACAUAUUAACCAUGAUGCCAAGAAGACUUUUGUUACUAAAAGGAGACAAGAAAAUAAGAGAACAAAUAUGUUACUUACAGAGGGUUUAAAUCUUACUGUCAACCAGAAUAUGACUAGCGUCAAUUUGCCUAAAAGGUAUAAUAAUUGUACGAGGAAAAUAAGACAGAAAUGUAAUUGGCCACCCAGACGACCUGUGUAUCACUCUUUACAAACAAAAAGUUCUGCACUGUCUUUAAUAAUAGAAGGAGUUCAGUUAUGA
Molecule: messenger RNA, 1905 nt
Organism: Jaculus jaculus (lesser Egyptian jerboa)
Lineage: Eukaryota; Metazoa; Chordata; Mammalia; Rodentia; Dipodidae
Gene: Zswim2
Product: zinc finger SWIM-type containing 2
Exons: 9
Coding region: 1-1905 (634 amino acids)
Molecular function (GO): ubiquitin protein ligase activity; zinc ion binding
Source: RefSeq, a predicted model, not a curated record